AUGUCUCGAUCUUUGUUCCUUCGGAUACUGAAUGCAGUUCAAAGCCACGAUAACUAUUUUCAACAACAAAGAGAUGUUCUUGGUAGACUUGGGUUUUCACCUUUACAAAAAGUAACUGCCGUAUUCCGGAUGCUAGCAUAUGGUUUAUCAGCAGAUGCUACUGAUGAGUAUGUCAAAAUUGCUCAAGGUAUUGUUCCUCCUACUCAUUAUAUUAUUCAAGGCAAAGAAUAUAACAUGGGAUAUUAUUUAGCUAAUAACAUAUAUUCUAAAUGGUCAACUAUUGUGCAAACUAUUCAUGAACCACGUAGCUGGAAAAAGAAGUACUUUGCCAUGAAACAAGAAUCCUGCAAGAAAGAUGUGGAAUGUGCCUUUGGAGUUCUACAAUUAAGAUUUGCAAUUGUUGCAAGACCUAUACGUUUUUGGAGUAAGAAUGUGUUAUGUGACAUAAUGACAACUUGUAUUAUCAUGCAUAACAUGAUAGUUGAGGAUGAGAGAGAUCUCAGUGCACCAGUUGUAGAAUCGACAGAUAUGCCUGGACCAACUGUGGAAGUCAUCAAAGAUGAAAAUGCUCGAUUUGAAAAGUUUGUGGCUCGAUAUAAGUAA
Molecule: messenger RNA, 603 nt
Organism: Dioscorea cayenensis subsp. rotundata (Guinea yam)
Lineage: Eukaryota; Viridiplantae; Streptophyta; Magnoliopsida; Dioscoreales; Dioscoreaceae
Exons: 2
Coding region: 1-603 (200 amino acids)
Source: RefSeq, a predicted model, not a curated record